GACAGCUUCCGCACAAAGCGCGGUCUAUUUCUCCGCUGAAAGGAGCGUGAGGGUGCGGCCGUUGGGAAAUAAAGGCUGCAGGGCGAGGAGUGGGGAAAGAGAAAAACCUGAAAGGUUAAAGACUGCCAAAGUGAGGGAGCAUCAGAAGGUUGGAGAGUAGUGGGUGAGGGGACUGGUUCUAGGGACUAAUGGGCGACACUGAGCAUGCCCAAGUGUUUCCAAGGACCGCAGAGAAAACGCCCCCUUUACUUGGCCUAUGCGGCGACUGCGGCUGUACCUGCUCAGUUCCCGGCUCUGGGGACACAGAAGAAUCACGCCUCUGCCCUGGUAGAACUCUCCAUCUAGUGGGGAGCCAGACUUGGGCACAAGGAAGCAUGCCUCAAUUGCUACGUGUGGCAAGCGUGGGGGUACAGUAGGAAGGCUGACAGCAACGGGGAGGACCUAGGAAGGCUUCAUGAAGAUAAUAGCAUUGGGAUAGGUUUUGAGGAUGGGUAGGAUACAUACAGGUGGAAGUGGAGACAAGGGUGCUCAAAAAACAUGGAACGGGUGCCGGGGCAAAGGCAUGAAGCAGGAGCCCUCUGCAAGUGCUGGGUAGUCUCACGUGGCGGCAGAUGGCCGCAGGCUGCUGACCUGGGCUCCCAGGUAGAACUAAGGGCUGUUUCCUGCUCCCACAGCUCCUCCACUUCCUCCAACACAGUGAAUGGAAAUUAUGCUUCUUCCUCUGUCUACUAAACUGUGCGGUCCUUCAAGCUAGGAAAAGAGCCUGUCACCUUUCCAUCCCCCGUGAGGACUCCAGGGCUUGGCCAAGAUGGACCGUUAAAACUGAUUGACCUGACAGUCCUGUCUGAUACUCAGCGGUGAGACUGUCAAGGUGGGCCAGGGUUCUGUGGCUGAUGUCUCAACAUCUGGCUCACAAGCAGCUCAGACCAGCUUGUCCAAGCCAGCCCUCCUGUCCCCGCACCAAACCUGCAGCCUCACCAGCAUUCGUCCUCUGGGUCGGGCACCGGUUUCCUCCCACUGCACCAGCAGAAACCAGAGACUCCUUCUUAUCCCUCCCCCUACCCAGUCCGAUUCAUCACCAAGUCUCGCCAUGUUGCCUUUUAUAUUUCUCUGAAAUCUGUGCACCUCUCCUCACCCUAUUGUCACCUUCCUAACCUGAGCCCCUUCAUUUUUGGCCUGGCUCCUUCCUUCCUUCCUUCCUUCUUUCCUUCCUUCCUUUCUUUCUUUCUCUCUCUCUCUUUCUUUUUUCUUUUUCUUUUUCUUUUGACGGAGUUUUGCUCUUGUUGCCCAGGCAAUAGUGCAAUGGCACAAUCUUGACUCACUGCAACCUCUGUCUCCCAAGUUCAAGCAAUUCUCAUGACUCAGCCUCCUGAGCAGCUGGGAUUACAGGUGCCUGCCACCACGCCCAGCUAAUUUCGUAUUUUUAGUAGAGACAGGGUUUCUCCAUGUCGGUCAGGCUGGUCUCGGACUCCUGACCUCAGGUGAUCCACCCACCUCGGCCUCCCAAAGUGCUGGGAUUACAGGUGUGAGCCACCGCGCCCAGCCUGGCCUGGCCCAUUUCUAAUUGACUUCCUCUCUUCAACUUCAGCCUCCCUCCAGUCCUUUCUCCACACUGUAUCUAGGGGGAUGGUUUCAAGAUGCACAUUCCACCAAUGGCUCCUCCUUGAAGUUGAUCUUCUGCUUAAAAGCUUUCAAUAGGCACCCUUGCCCUCAAGAUGAAGACCAAAAUCCAGACCCCAAAGGCCCUGGCCAGGCCUCUCUGUCCACUUUAAUCUUUGACCAUUUCCCCCUGACUGUCUGAGCUCCAGCCUCAGAGCCUUUCCACAUAUUGUUCCAUUUGCUUGACUCUCUCUUCCUCUUCUCUUCCUCAUUAUUGCCACUUUGCCUAAUUAACUUCUUUAGACCCUUAAACAUCACUUCAUCAGGGAAGCCCUCCCCUAGUCUUACACAAGGCCAGGCCCCCCUAUUGUAGAGUCUCAUAACACAAUCUUUGUCUUUUACACCCUUUAUCUCAGUAGGCAGUUCUUUAUUUUUUAUUUUUUGAGAUAAGAGUUUCACUCUUUUUGCCCAGGCUGGGGUGCAAUGGCGUGACCUCGGCUCACUGCAACCUCUGCCUCCUGGAUUCAAGUGAUUCUCCUGCCUCAGCCUCCCAAGUAGUUGGGAUUACAGGCGCCUACCACCACGCCCAGCUAAUUUUGUGUUUUUAGUAGAGACGGGCCUUCACCAUGUUAGCCAGGCUGGUCUCGAACUCCUGACCUCAGGUGAUUUGCCUGCCUUGGCCUCCCAAAGUGCUAGGAUUACAGGCGUGAGCCACCACUCCUGGUCUCAGUUUGUAAUUCUUUAAAUUUUAGUCAUUGGUUUAACUCUUGCCCCUUAGUCUGUAAGCUGCAGGAGUGCAGAUACCUUUGAGUUCUUGGUGCCUAGCACAGGUCUGGUCCAGAGCAGACCUGCAAUCAAUAUUGUGGAAUAAAUGAGUCCAGCUGUGGCCAGCCUUAAACGCCUGCUAAGCAAUUUAGGCCAUAUCCUGUUGGCUGUGGAAAACUGUUGGAGAGAAUCAGGGAUUUAGGGCUUUGGGAAGAUUAACAGAUUGGAGGGGAGGAACAUGUGGAGGGCUUGUGGAAAGGAUAAAAAUUAGGCAGAAACUUCAGAACUUACGAGGAAACUACUGUUAGCCCCAUCUUCCAGACUGAGAAAACUAAGGCUCAAAGAGGUUAAGUAACUUACUCGAAAUCACAUACCUGGUGAGUAGCUGAGCCAGAAAUCCAGCCCAGGCCUACCAGAUCCCAGAGCCUGAGCUCUUUAUCAUGUGCUAAACUGCCUCUGUGACCCACUACUGCUUGUCAACAGUGGCCCACAAGUGCUUCAGGGGCAUGUGUGGGGCCUGGUGUUGUGGAUCUUCCACACGUAGAAGAGACUGGACGCCACGGGCAAUCAGUUGGUGUUUUCUGAAUGGACGGAUGGGACCAUGUAACAGGAAUGUCAAAGGCAGGAGAAGCAGCAAAGCUUUACACCCAGCUCAUUCUCCUGGAAGCCGCCAUGAAGCAGUCUUUUCCCUCCAGUCCACGAACUACCUGAGGGCAGGGACUGCAUUUGCAGUCAGAAAUGUCAGAGUCAGAGAUGUAGGGUCUGAAAACCUAGUUCAAGUCCUCACUCGAGCACUUACAAGGAAGGCAUGUGACCUCUCCGAGUCUGUCUCUCUGAUGGUAAUAGGAGGAAUUGGAGGAAUUCCAGGAUAACCUGGGUGAGGGCCCUCUGCAGCCUAAGUUCUGAGACACAGUGUCCUCAGUUUACUUACCUGACCAGCGGGCUUAAUAAUUUCCAACCUGUGACGUGGCUUUUUUGUGGCUCUUUUUUUUUUUUUAGACAAUGUCUUGCUCUGUCGCCCAGGCUGGAGUACAGUGGUGUGAUCUCGGCUCACUGCAAUCUCUGCCUCCCAGAUUCAAGCCAUUCUCCUGUCUCAGCCUCCCGAGUAGCUGGGACUACAGGCGCAUACCACCAUACCUGGUUAAUUUUUAUAUUUUUAGUAGAGACGGGAUUUCGCCAUAUUGGUCAGGCUGGUCUUGAACUCCUGACCUCAGGUGAUCCGCCCGCCUCGGCCUCCCAAAGUGCUGGGAUUACAGCCGUGAGCCACUGCUUCCAGCUGACAUGGCUCUUUCUAAUGCCAUCUGCUGUUAUUACUAUCAUCAUUGUCAUUAUUAGUCCUUGACUGCAGACAGAUGGCUUUAAGGAAGUCAAAUAUAGAGUUUACACCUGGAGAGGGAGGCACAGGGGUGAGAGAGGACAAGGUGUGAUCUACUUUUAAGGGAGCACACCCGCGCUUCCCCUACUUGCCCCCAGAAGACCAAAGCCAUGAGCAGGAACCUCUUUAGGAGGACAAGUUGAGCCACAGGCCAGCCUGGGUCACAUCUUGUCCCCACCCUGCCCUGAAGAGAAGCUCUGCAGGAGACCAGGCAGCCAGGGCAAAGGGCCUAAAAAUGCCAAGGCCUGAUUUGCAUAGGCAAAGAGCAGCCUCCUCAUCUCUCCUCCAGCCUUCCAGAGACUUCCUGCAUUUGUAGCUCUUGAGAUCUGUGGCCUGAAAGGCGCUGGAAGCAGAGCCUGUGAGUGUGGUCCCCGUCACCAGAGCCCCAACCCACCGCCGCCAUGGUAGGAAAAGGUGCCAAAGGGAUGCUGAAUGGUGCUGUGCCCAGCGAGGCCACCAAGAGGGACCAGAACCUCAAACGGGGCAACUGGGGCAACCAGAUCGAGUUUGUACUGACGAGCGUGGGCUAUGCCGUGGGCCUGGGCAAUGUCUGGCGCUUCCCAUACCUCUGCUAUCGCAACGGGGGAGGCGCCUUCAUGUUCCCCUACUUCAUCAUGCUCAUCUUCUGCGGGAUCCCCCUCUUCUUCAUGGAGCUCUCCUUCGGCCAGUUUGCAAGCCAGGGGUGCCUGGGGGUCUGGAGGAUCAGCCCCAUGUUCAAAGGAGUGGGCUAUGGUAUGAUGGUGGUGUCCACCUACAUCGGCAUCUACUACAAUGUGGUCAUCUGCAUCGCCUUCUACUACUUCUUCUCGUCCAUGACGCACGUGCUGCCCUGGGCCUACUGCAAUAACCCCUGGAACACGCAUGACUGCGCCGGUGUACUGGACGCCUCCAACCUCACCAAUGGCUCUCGGCCAGCCGCCUUGCCCAGCAACCUCUCCCACCUGCUCAACCACAGCCUCCAGAGGACCAGCCCCAGCGAGGAGUACUGGAGGCUGUACGUGCUGAAGCUGUCAGAUGACAUUGGGAACUUUGGGGAGGUGCGGCUGCCCCUCCUUGGCUGCCUCGGUGUCUCCUGGUUGGUCGUCUUCCUCUGCCUCAUCCGAGGGGUCAAGUCUUCAGGGAAAGUGGUGUACUUCACGGCCACGUUCCCCUACGUGGUGCUGACCAUUCUGUUUGUCCGCGGAGUGACCCUGGAGGGAGCCUUUGACGGCAUCAUGUACUACCUAACCCCGCAGUGGGACAAGAUCCUGGAGGCCAAGGUGUGGGGUGAUGCUGCCUCCCAGAUCUUCUACUCACUGGGCUGCGCGUGGGGAGGCCUCAUCACCAUGGCUUCCUACAACAAGUUCCACAAUAACUGUUACCGGGACAGUGUCAUCAUCAGCAUCACCAACUGUGCCACCAGCGUCUAUGCUGGCUUCGUCAUCUUCUCCAUCCUCGGCUUCAUGGCCAAUCACCUGGGCGUGGAUGUGUCCCGUGUGGCAGACCACGGCCCUGGCCUGGCCUUCGUGGCUUACCCCGAGGCCCUCACACUACUUCCCAUCUCCCCGCUGUGGUCUCUGCUCUUCUUCUUCAUGCUUAUCCUGCUGGGGCUGGGCACUCAGUUCUGCCUCCUGGAGACGCUGGUCACAGCCAUUGUGGAUGAGGUGGGGAAUGAGUGGAUCCUGCAGAAAAAGACCUAUGUGACCUUGGGCGUGGCUGUGGCUGGCUUCCUGCUGGGCAUCCCCCUCACCAGCCAGGCAGGCAUCUAUUGGCUGCUGCUGAUGGACAACUAUGCGGCCAGCUUCUCCUUGGUGGUCAUCUCCUGCAUCAUGUGUGUGGCCAUCAUGUACAUCUACGGGCACCGGAACUACUUCCAGGACAUCCAGAUGAUGCUGGGAUUCCCACCACCCCUCUUCUUUCAGAUCUGCUGGCGCUUCGUCUCUCCCGCCAUCAUCUUCUUUAUUCUAGUUUUCACUGUGAUCCAGUACCAGCCGAUCACCUACAACCACUACCAGUACCCAGGCUGGGCCGUGGCCAUUGGCUUCCUCAUGGCUCUGUCCUCCGUCCUCUGCAUCCCCCUCUACGCCAUGUUCCGGCUCUGCCGCACAGACGGGGACACCCUCCUCCAGCGUUUGAAAAAUGCCACAAAGCCAAGCAGAGACUGGGGCCCUGCCCUCCUGGAGCACCGGACAGGGCGCUACGCCCCCACCAUAGCCCCCUCUCCUGAGGACGGCUUCGAGGUCCAGCCACUGCACCCGGACAAGGCGCAGAUCCCCAUUGUGGGCAGUAAUGGCUCCAGCCGCCUCCAGGACUCCCGGAUAUGAGCACAGCUGCCAGGGGAGUGGCCCCACCCCCACCCCGUGCUCCCACCGCAGAGACUGGUGAGGCAGAGGCCAGGUGUCUCUGCCUGCCCCCUGCCACGCCCUGGCCAGGACGGCUGCUGUCACCUUGGUCACCACUGCUAGUGCAGUCAUUCAUGCUCAUGUCCCCAGUGUUUACAUGUCCUUUGGAUGCCAAGAUAGCAGCUGGGGGGAGGGGUGGGAGUGGAGGGUUGCUGGGAGGUCCAAAGCACUUUGGAGGGGUCUCGGGCCAGGUCCCCAGCAGCCUGGAUGGCUUUACGUGGCCUCCGAUACCCUUAUACCCUGCCCUGAGCUGAGGUUCUGGGUGGGCCUCCAGCCCCAUGACUAGUGCUCCUGCCCUCAGAGCCGACCCCAGCCUCUGCCAGGCACAUUUGGCUAUUCCUCCCUAGGGGCAGGAUGAAGGGCUGGGGGACUGCCCAGUGUUACUUGUCAGGCUGUGCUGCCCAGCCCUGUUUAUCUGUGUAAUUAUUUUUGUAAACAUUGUAUUCUCUGUGGUCGCCACCUCCUCGCCCCCAGCCUCGGGUUCAGUCUGUCUUCCAGGCCUGCUUGCACCUCACUGGGCUGCUCCGGGGUCUCUGCCCCUCAUUCCAGGCCUGGCUGUCAGGCCCAGCCAGCAGGGGCCCGUGACCCAGCAGCCUGCCCAAAGCAUUUGUUUCUGGGGGAUGGGGUGGGGGCUGCUCCACAGGAGGUUUGAGCCCAGCACCCUGGGGAAGGGGACCCUGCACGACACCCCCUUGCCCUCCCUCCAUGAGGCUAAAGGCCCAGUCUUCCCAAAUGUGCUGCCCUCGUUCAUGUGCCAAAUGGCCCCAGCCCACAUGCCCCUCCCCUCUCUGGAGUGGGAGCCCCUUCUGAAGUGUCUGAAUCCCUGAAGUGUUCAUUUGUCCGUCCUCUGUGCAGUGACAGCCCCGGCCAAGCCACCUCUAAUCCUCUGUAGCAAUAACGGUGCGCCGCCCAUCCCUGCCCAUUGUGCACCACUAGGAUUUUAAAGUCCAUAGAUUUUAAUGAAAUUUCUAUUCCUGUCUCUGA
Molecule: messenger RNA, 7104 nt
Organism: Homo sapiens (human)
Lineage: Eukaryota; Metazoa; Chordata; Mammalia; Primates; Hominidae
Gene: SLC6A9
Product: solute carrier family 6 member 9
Exons: 14
Coding region: 4141-6042 (633 amino acids)
Biological process (GO): glycine import across plasma membrane; neurotransmitter transport; positive regulation of heme biosynthetic process
Cellular component (GO): parallel fiber to Purkinje cell synapse; dense core granule; synaptic vesicle membrane
Molecular function (GO): glycine:sodium symporter activity; amino acid:sodium symporter activity; glycine transmembrane transporter activity
Source: RefSeq, a predicted model, not a curated record